UGGAGGCGGGCGGCGGCCGUGGGUGUGCGCAUGCGCCGGGCGGGGGCCGUUGGGCAGCGCCCCCGCGGCGCGCGGGCAGCCGCUGAGGGGAGCGGGGCUUUCGCUGUACCCGGGUACCGGGGUAUCGGGGCUGCGGUACCGUACAGCGUUGUGGCGCGGCGGUGCGAGCGGACGGGGGGCCGCUGACGGGCGAGUUCGUGAGGCCGUAAUCUGGUGCCUUUCACUGUGUGUACAGAGGGAUAACACACUGGGCUGCAGUUAUAGUCAUUUGAGGUAUUUGUAGAAAAAUGAAAAUUUAGAAAGGGAGUUGCCAAAUAAAGAAGAUGGGAGCAAAUAGCAGCAGCAUCAGCGAGCUUCCAGAAAAUGAGUACUUAAAAAAAUUGUCAGGAGCUGAGCCCAUCUCUGAGAAUGACCCAUUCUGGAAUCAGCUGCUGUCUUUUAGCUUUACCACUCCAACAAACAGAACAAAAAAUAGGCAGACGGCUUUUUCCGUGUCUCUCCAUUUUCUUUCCUGCCUAAGUGAAGGAAAGCAAGCCACGGCUAAACUUUACCCAAGUGCUGACUUAAAGCUCUUGGAAGAAGCCACAAUCUCAGUCUGCAAGUCUUUAGUUGAGAAGAAUCCUCGAACGGGAAACCUUGGGUCGUUGAUUAAAGUCUUUCUUUCUAGAACCAAAGAGUUAAAAAUUUCAGCAGAAUGUCAGAAUCACCUCUUUAUCUGGCAGGCUCACAAUGCACUGUUUAUUAUUUGCUGUUUGCUGAAAGCAUUCAUCAGUCGAAUGUCAGAAGAGGAGCUGCAGCUUCAUUUUACUUACGAAGAGAAAGCACCGGGCUCAUACGGAACAGAGUGUGAAGACCUCAUAGAAGAGUUGCUGUGUUGCCUCAUCCAGCUCAUUGUUGAAAUUCCCCUCCUAGAUAUUACGUACAGCAUUUCCUUGGAAGCUGUGACAACUCUCAUUGUCUUCCUCUCCUGCCAAUUAUUCCACAAAGAAAUUCUACGAGAGAGCAUCAUUCACAAAUACCUGAUGCACGGUCGAUGUCUCCCAUAUACCAGCAGACUUGUGAAAACUUUACUAUAUAAUUUCAUUAGACAAGAAAGAAGCCCUCCUCCAGGGACCCAUGUCUUUCAGCAGCCGUCGGAUGGAGGAGGACUGCUUUAUGGGAUUGCAUCUGGGGUGGCAAGAAGAAGUGUGACAAACAGUUUGGGGCGCAGAAAUAACCAGCACAAGAUGGAGUUGUGUGUCAUCGAGGUUCCUACCUCAGGAGAUGGUAGAAACCUUUGCUGCCUUUAUGAUGAGUUCUUUCCGGGAGAAUGCUACCAGCAGGACCUUCCAAAGCACAAAGCAGAGGAGCUGUUCAGGUCUGAACACAGCCUGAUCUUUGCUUUCAACACUGCUGGGAGAGUGAGGUCUUCCUGGGCAUGCGCAGCACAAUCUCCAGGGCUGGGUGGUAUGGGCAGAGGCGCUAAGAGGGAUGGCACCAGGGGAGCUGAAGGUAAAAUCCUAUGGAGUUGAGAUUUCAGUAGGAUUAGGAGGCAGCUGCCUCCUACACAGGAGUUUUCAGGAACAUGAUUUUGGACUUAUGUGCCUAAAUUUUCUGCUUAGGAUCCAAAAGUUUGUUUCUAGUCAGCUCAUGCAAGCUAGAUAUCCAAAGCAGCACGUGCACUGGGGGAACAAGGUAAAUCUAGAUUGGAUAUUAGGACAAAUUUGUUUACUGAACGAGUGGUCAGACAUUGGAACACUGCCCAGAGAGGUGGUAGACUUGCCAUCCCUGGAGGUAUUGAAAAGACAUGUAGAUGUGGCGCUUCAGGGCAUGGUUUACAAGACGUGGUAGUGUUGGGUUGACGGUUGGACUUGAUCCUAGAGGUCUUUUCCAACCUUUAUGAUUCUAUGAUUCUAUCUCAACAAAGGCACAUGCCCAGCUGCCUCAGCCCCGAUCUCAGCACCAGAUAUGUGCUAGGCUGCCCCUGAGAGCAGUUGUUGUUUCCCAACAAAGAUGAAAACAUGCAUAUCGUUUUCCAACACCAUCCGCAGAAGCUCCUACCUCUACACUUCCACCACUGCAAGCCCUCAGCAGCUGGUUAUAAACAGUUCCACAUGUUGGGGAAACAGAAAAAGUGCCCUGUUUGUUUUGGAUUCGAUUGAUGAACACAAUGACCAUGUGAUAAUUCCCACCAUGUGUCAACUAUUUCUGUUUCACACCUCUCUUCAAGCUUUCUCUGACUGUCUUGUUGCUUCUGUGCUCUGCUGCUGCGAAGAAGCAGCAUGUGAAGGUGCUUUCCAUUGAAAGGCUGGUUUCUUCCACCAGAAGUACACAGAGGCAGGUGCAGAGGGGAGGGCAGAAAGGACCAAGGAGGAAAGCUGUAUUCAUGUGGUCUGUGAGAAGAGAUUCCCACAGUACGGUGGGGAAGGCUAUGGAAGUGUUUGAGGAUGUCAGCUUUUGCUAGUUUUAGUUUAUUGCAUCUGGAAACUUAGCCCUUUUGAAAAUAUUACAGUUCUUGUUCCAUAGGAAGGAGAAUUGAAACACUAAGGAAGUGUUGGAAGUCAUCGCUGAGAUCUCUUUUUACAUAUUUACUGUUUCCUCGAAGUCAUGAGACCCCAGAGGGGGCACUUUUUCUCGUCUGUUUAUUUUUCUCUAGUAAUGCUUGACUUGGAAAGGCUGUUAUGCAUAUAUUUCAGCGGUGCUGAUCCUUCUUCACAUUACCACUGUUCUGAGGUGGUUGUGUGUACUGAGGUGCAGAGGGGCUUCUAAUCCCAUGGACAAUGAUGGAAGUGCUAAUUGGUGAAAAUGCAUCUCGAGUAUCUCAAAGUAAGCAUUUGCAACUGAAAGUUAGUGUGUGUCUUGUGA
Molecule: messenger RNA, 2844 nt
Organism: Phalacrocorax carbo (great cormorant)
Lineage: Eukaryota; Metazoa; Chordata; Aves; Suliformes; Phalacrocoracidae
Source: RefSeq, a predicted model, not a curated record